AUGCAAACCCCUUCAGAAAAUACCGACGUCAAGUUGGAUACUCUCGACGAACCCAGUGCACAUUUAAUCGAGGAAAAUGUGGCUCUUCCAGAGGAUACAUUCAAUUCGUACUGGAGUUAUAUACUUAAUGAAAUCGCUCGUUGUAAACCGCUAAUGAUUAUGUUCCUAAUACCUGUGUGUUUGGUUUUAUUGAUUACGUUUUUUCAUGAUAUCAAAGGUAUCCUUGUGUUUUUAGUGAUUUCUCUUAUCCUCUCUAUUAUCAUUUUAUUGAUCGGUAUAACUGCCUUCGUGUCUGAGACCUUGAAUAAGGGUUUCAUAAUUAAGCUUUUAGUAGAAGUCAUUACACGUAAACCAGCAGUAGGGGGGAAGGAAUGGAGAAUAAUCGCAUAUAAUAUGAACCAGUAUCUGUUUGACCAUGGGAUAUGGCAUACUCCGUAUUACUUUUUUUGUGAACAUAGGUGCCAUAAAUUUUUCAAAAGCCUUAUCAAACAGACAAGGUCGAAUGCACAUUUGAGUUCACCAACGAACGGUGCAGAGAAUACGCAGUCAAACACACCAGCAAAAGAGGUUUCAAAUGAGAUGGUAAAACCUUAUAUCUUUAGUUCUGAUCCAGUUUUAGAAGCUUACCUUAUUAAAGCUGCGGAAAUUCACAAAGAAGCUGAAUUUGAGUAUUGGAGAAAGCAAUACCCAGAGGUUGAUUUGCCUUAG
Molecule: messenger RNA, 708 nt
Organism: Saccharomyces cerevisiae S288C
Lineage: Eukaryota; Fungi; Ascomycota; Saccharomycetes; Saccharomycetales; Saccharomycetaceae
Gene: UIP3
Product: DUP240 family protein UIP3
Exons: 1
Coding region: 1-708 (235 amino acids)
Cellular component (GO): nuclear membrane; plasma membrane
Source: RefSeq, marked reviewed